AUGUCGUCAUCUACGAUAAGGAAUUGGUCAAAGUCGAUCGCUGGAUUCGGCAUGAUCCACCCCUCGCCACGCUGCUUAGACACUGCAGACAUCAUUAUCCUCUGCAUCAAUUUCAGUCACUCCUCUCUCCUCGCGGAUACUCUGGAUAUGUUCCACAACACAUGCGGCUCCCCUCAGCGCAAAAUAAUAGUCGAAAAGUCCACAUUCCCAUUAAACACGUGCACGCAAAUCACACACGCCCUUCUCGCCCACCCCACUCACUUCGAUAUCCUCUCCAUCCCCGAAUUCCUCAGCCAAGGGAGUGCCAUUCGAGACGCCCUUUGCCCCGAUAGAGUGCUUGUUGGCUGCGAUGGGAGCGAGAGUGGCCUGCGGGCGCGCGACACUCUUAUCGGCCUGUAUGCCAACUGGGUGCCGCGCGAGAAAAUUCUCACUCAGUCCAUCUACUCAACGGAGCUGUCUAAAUUGGCAAGCAACGCUCUCCUAGCGCAGCGAAUAUCGUCUAUCAAUUCCUUCACUGCCAUUUGCGAUGCUAGCGGGGCAAACAUAUCUCAACUCACCCACUCGCUAUCCACAGACCGAAGAAUUCGAGGCGAGUACCUCUCUCCCUCCCUCGCCUUCGGUGGCUCGUGUUUGGAGAAGGACCUGCGUAUGCUCGUCUAUCUCUGCGAAUCUCUCAACCUCCACCACGUAGCUCGCUACUGGAACAGUGUGAUUGAGAUGAAUGACUAUCAGUUGCACAGAUUCAUACAACGCGUCAAAGAAAUCGUGGUGGGUAUCGAAUCUGUCAAAAUCACUGUGUUAGGACUCGCUUUCAAAAAAGAUACAGGCGAUCUCCGACUUAGUCCUUCUAUCAGAGUUAUUAAGGAGCUGCUCAGACAGCUUCCCGAUAUACACUUCUCAGUCUACGACCCCGUUGUCACAUCUUGGCAAAUUAUUAAUGAGUUUGAUGCCAGUGAAAAAGUAGAACCGUGUCAGUCGAUAGAUGAAGCAGCAAUCAAUACACAUUGCAUCCUCUUACUAACAAACUGGGAUGAAUUUUAUACCCAAAUCGAUUGGAAUGCGAUUUACCAAAAAAUAAACCCCCCGGGAUGGGUAUUAGAUGGUCAUUUGAUUGUGGAUGUGAAGCAGCUCGAGUUGAUAGGCUACAAGGUGUACCAGAUUGGCCACUAA
This is a messenger RNA of Wallemia ichthyophaga EXF-994, 1170 nucleotides long. Its product is annotated as UDP-glucose 6-dehydrogenase. Lineage: Eukaryota; Fungi; Basidiomycota; Wallemiomycetes; Wallemiales; Wallemiaceae. Gene Ontology annotation, biological process: glycosaminoglycan biosynthetic process; polysaccharide biosynthetic process. The record is from RefSeq and is a predicted model, not a curated record. Gene Ontology annotation, cellular component: nucleus; cytosol. The transcript has 3 exons. Bases 1 to 1170 code for a protein of 389 amino acids. Gene Ontology annotation, molecular function: UDP-glucose 6-dehydrogenase activity; NAD binding.